CGCGCAUGCGCUAACGGAUCAAUAAUCUCAAUGGCUUUGCAGGCGUAACAACGGCUUUGCUUCCUAAAUAUGUUUCAAAUUUGAUGUUUUGGAUUCACAAAGAUUCAUCUUUUCCCAAGCCGCUGAGACGGAAGUGAAGUUUGGCGCGACAGAGUGUUAUCUUAUGUGAAGAUCGAAGGCUUUUGGAGAGCACAUGGACGACUGCUGCUAUGCUAAAAUGGCGACGUUCGGUAAAAAAGAAAGUGAAAGAGGAUCAGUGCCACCAACUUCCAGCAAAUCACCAACGAAGGAAAAGAGCAAAGCUGCAGAUGGUGGUGACCGCGUGGAAGUUUCCAACAUCGUCAUUCUGGAGGCUGGCGAGAAACGAGGCGACGAAGACUUCAAAGAAAGAGCCGCCAUGAUUGUUAGCUUGAAGAAGGCAGUGGAGUUCACAUCAGAGGAGAUGAAAGAAUGCAAAAGUCGAAUGAAAAAAAUGGAGGAGCAAAUAAGCCGCUUGUGUAAAGAAAAUAAGGAUUUGAAAGAAGAGAUGUUGGAGAAGAGUAAGAGAUGUGCAGUGUGUGAAGAGAAGACUGGACCACAUGUCUACAUCAACCUGCAGAAGAUUGAAGACGUCCAGCAGCUGAUUGGUCAUCCAGGAGAACUUCCUCCUCAGCCGCAGGGUGAGGGCUCCAUUUUGAAGCAAGAGCGUCCACGGCCUCCCCACAUUAAAGAGGAAGACAAGGAACUCAGCAUGACGCAGGAAGCUGACCCCACCAAGUUGGCGCUGACUGUUGUCUCUGUGAAGACUGAAGAUGAUGAAGAGAAACCACUACCGGACCACCUCUUAGCUCCACUUUCAGAUAGUGAGGUUGAAGACGAGGUUGAAGUAACUUUGAGCAGCGAUACAGACUGUGAAGGUGAUAUGAGGACUCACACUGACAACAAACACUCUGGAUGCUCAAAAAAGAGCAACUUGACUGGACAGAUGAGAACACACACAGAGGAGAAAUCAUAUAAAUGUUCAGUUUGCGGUAAAAGAUUGUCACGUCAGAAUGGUUUGACAAGACACAUGAGAACACACACAGGAGAGAAACCUUUUAAAUGCUCAGUUUGCAGUAAAAGGUUUUCUUUGAAGACCAAAUGGACUGAACACAUGAGAUUACACACAGGAGAGAAACCAUUUAAUUGUUCAGAAUGUGGUCAAAGGUUUUCUCACAAGGGCACUUUGACAAACCACAUGGUAAGACACACAGUAGAGAAACCACUUGAUUGUUCAGAAUGUGGUCAAACGUUUUAUAGUCAGUACACUUUGACCAAACACAUGGUAACGCACACAUCGGAAAAACUGUUUAAGUGCUCAGUUUGCUGCAAAACAUUUAUUUGUAAUGCCUAUUUGGUAACACACAUGAGAAGACACGCAGGAGAGAAACCAUGUGUUUGUUCAGUUUGCAAUAGAAGAUUUUUUCGGAAGGGCGAGUUGGCAGAACACAUGAAAACACACACAGGGGAGAAACCAUUUAAAUGUUCAGUUUGUGGCAGAGCCUUUGCCCAUAAAUCCGUUUUGCCAAGACACAUGAGAACCCAUACGGGAGAGAAACCUUUUAGUUGUUCAGUCUGUUAUAGAAGCUUUUCAGGUAUGGGUUCUUUAAAACGACACACAAUGAAACACACAGGAGAGUAAAACAUACGUUCAAUAUGUGGUAUAAGAUGCACAGGAACUACACUUAUGUGAAAGUAUCAGUAGAAUGGAUAAUCAAGUGUCCUCUAUAUAGGAGCUAUUAUCUUUUAUGUCCGAUUUACGACUUUGAAAGACAUACAAAGUUUGUGAGUAAAUAGCUAUGAUCAAAAUAGUAUCAAUCUCACUGAGAUUCUCGAGCCAUUUUGAGAGAUAAUCAGUUAGCCUGCCAACAAUUUAUUUCGGACAUAUGGUGAUCCAGAACCUUAUAUUUUUGAUCCCGAAUAGGAGACUUCGGAAGAUUUCUGCUUAACAGAUCCAACUUUAGUGAAACGUUAAGCACGGUGUAGCAAUAUUGCCAAGUGCUAAAGAAGAAAUACAAACUAACACGACAAAAUGAUAGCGUACUGUAUAAUGUUUGCUCUAACUGUGAUGACGACUCACAGGAUGUCCACAUCUGCAGAGGUGGAUUUCACCACCCCUAGUGUGUGUGUGUGACAAUCGUUGGUACUUUAUUAUUAUUAUCUUCCGAUUGAGAUGAAGAAUGAAUCAUAAUCCACAUGAAGGGUUUUUAAAAAAAAAAGUUGCUGCCUGCAGACAUCUGCCUUCUGUUGUAGUGUGUUAGUCUCCAUCUUCGGUUAAAAACUGAAUGUCACAGAAGGUCCUCCUAUAAUCCAGAUGAGACACGUGAUUUUUAAUCUAGAAUAGCUUUGACGAGCUGAGACGGCAGCAGGACAUUUUUCUUCUUUCUAACAGUUUUACGGCAGUUGGCAUGCAUUUAUGUUGCAUUACUGCCAUCUUCAGUUUUAUUUUACCAUUACAUCGCAGUCUUUCCUCGGGUCCGGUGCAGCAUAAUAAUAGUGUGUCUGCAUUAGCGCACAUAAUAACAACAUUGUUAAUAUUUGGUUAAAAAUCAGGUAAAUAGAGUUAUUGUUUGCCGAGUUUGAAUGGUUAUUUAGAAAGGUUUGUGGGCGAAAUAGAGCCCCAUUGACUCCAUUGUUAAUUACGACUUAGAAUGCAUUCAAAUAAGAAAGUGACAUUGUAAAUGAUAAACUGCACAUCUCUUUCUAAAUCUUGCAUGUUUCCAGUAUGACUGAUCUGACAAUAUGGGCAGAGGGCAGAGGCGUUCCCAUGGUGACGUCAAUCUACGGAAAUUGGCGGACGGUAUUUUCCAUACAGUUUGCGGACUGUAAACGCAAUUGGAUGUUUUUCCACCUUUUUUGAGCCGAGGCAGAUUUUUUGCGUUGAAAAAUAUCCAAAGGCACACCACCAGCAGAAAUAUUUAGGGUUUUAUAAAUAAACAUUGAUUGAUUAAAAUAUGAAACUCGAUAUUGACAAUAAAAAGUCGUCGGAUAUGACUUUAAAGCAUAAGCAAGCAUGCAUCAAUGUAGAUCUUGUCUCAAAGUAGGUGUACUGUCACCACCUGUCACAUCACACCCUGACUUAUUUGGAUUGUUUUGCUGUUUUCCUGUGUGCAGUGUUUUACUUCUUUUCUUGCGCUCCUAUUUUGGUGGCUUUUCCUGUUUGUUGAUAGUUUCCUGUAGCAGUUUCAUGUCUUCCUUUAAAGGGGAACAUUAUCAUCAGACCUAUGUAAGCAUCAAUAUAUACCUUGAUGGUGCAGAAAAAAGACUUUUUUUUUUUUAACAGAUUUCCGAACUCUAAAUGGGUGAAUUUUGGCGAAUUAAACGCCUUUCUGUUUAUCGCUCUGGAGGCGAUGACGUCAGAAUGUGACGUCGCCGAGGUAAUAGAGCCGCCAUUUUCAUUUUCAACACAUUGUAAACAUUGGGUCUCAGCUCUGUUAUUUUCCGUUUUUUCGACUAUUUUUUGGAACCUUGGAGACAUCAUGCCUCGUCGGUGUGUUGUCGGAGGGUGUAACAACACUAACAGGGAGGGAUUCAAGUUGCACCACCGGCCCCAAGAUGCCAAAGUGUCUGCCGCCAGACCCCCAUUGAAUGUGCCAGAGUGUCUCCACAUUUUACCGGCGAUGCUAAGACAGACAUGGCACAGAGAUGUAUGGAUAACCUGCAGAUGCAUUUGCAACGAUAAAGUCACCUAAAUCACAAAGGUGAGUUUGUUGAUGUUGACUUAUAUGCUAAUCAGACAUAUUUGGUCGCGGCGUGACUGCCAGCUAAUCGAUGCUAACAUGCUACGCUAAUUGAUGCUAACAUGCUAUUUACCGGUGAUGCUAAGGCAGACAUGGCACAGAGAUGUAUGGAUAACCUGCAGAUGCAUUUGCAACGAUAGUCAACGAAAUCACAAAGGUGAGUUUUCUUGAUGUUGACUGCCAGCUAAUCGAUGCUAACAUGCUACGCUAAUCGAUGCUAAC
Messenger RNA from Nerophis ophidion (straightnose pipefish), 3980 nucleotides. Its product is annotated as gastrula zinc finger protein XlCGF57.1-like. Lineage: Eukaryota; Metazoa; Chordata; Actinopteri; Syngnathiformes; Syngnathidae. The coding region runs from base 194 to 1660 and encodes 488 amino acids. Gene Ontology annotation, biological process: regulation of transcription by RNA polymerase II. The transcript is spliced from 2 exons. Gene Ontology annotation, cellular component: nucleus. Gene Ontology annotation, molecular function: DNA-binding transcription factor activity, RNA polymerase II-specific; RNA polymerase II cis-regulatory region sequence-specific DNA binding. The record is from RefSeq and is a predicted model, not a curated record.